Molecule: messenger RNA, 670 nt
Organism: Bactrocera latifrons
Lineage: Eukaryota; Metazoa; Arthropoda; Insecta; Diptera; Tephritidae
Product: mitochondrial import inner membrane translocase subunit Tim17-B-like
Exons: 3
Coding region: 1-426 (141 amino acids)
Biological process (GO): protein import into mitochondrial matrix
Cellular component (GO): TIM23 mitochondrial import inner membrane translocase complex; mitochondrial inner membrane
Molecular function (GO): transmembrane protein transporter activity
Source: RefSeq, a predicted model, not a curated record
AUGUCCGCUAAAGACAAAAUAAUAACCGAAAUUCAAAAUGAGAAUGUUGGAAGUUUAACUGCGAUCAAACUCCGCUCUCCAGUGAUUGCAGGGAAUUUUGCAGUUUGGGGAGGAAUGUUCAGCACUAUUGACUGCACAUUAGUGCAUUUUCGGAAAAAGGAAGAUCCAUGGAAUUCAAUUAUAAGUGGAUUUACAACAGGUGGAAUUUUAGCUGCAAGGAACGGUAUACCUGCAAUGGCUGGAAGUGCUAUAAUUGGCGGAGUGUUGCUGGCCUUAAUUGAAGGUGUCGGAAUUUUAUUUACCCGUCUUUCUGCAGAGCAGUUUCGGAAUCCUACGCCACCGAUUGAUGAUCCCACAGCACUAGGCGAUGCUGCACAAUCUUUUGGUUUUGGGCAGACUCAUCAACAUCAGUCGCAAUAUCAGUGAAAAUGUGUUCAUAUAAAAUGAGCACUUAUUUAUACAUAUGCGUUGUGUCAUAUUUGUUUAUGUAUAUCAAUACCGGUAUACAUUAAUUUUAAUAUAUUUUCACAGCAAUCCAAUAUCAUUUAGAAAAUAAUAAAAAUUAUGAAGUAUGUCGUUAUGUUGAUUUAAUAGACCUGUAAUAUUCCGAGAAUAAUAUCAAUUAAAUUGGGAUCGAAAUAACUUCGACCCUUGAGUUCACAAUAUGAAA